UUGUUACCGGUGCUCAUUCAAGUGAAGGGUUGGAGACUACGAGAGAAACUGAGCUGAGCACGACCGAACGCACUCCCACUUCACCUCGGAGUAGCCUGCAUCCAACAGGUGAAUCAUCUUCCCAGACCACUCUGGCAGACACGGGAAUGAUGUCUUCAACUGCAACCGACCGUCAAUCAGCGGAAGAGUCCACGGCCACCAUGGCUAGUGAACUAAGAACCACCACGGAAACUCCCACUGUUCCUUCCAGCACUCAGAAUCCAAGCAGUGAAUCCAUUCCCUACACAACCUCAGAGACCACAAGGGUGUCUUCAGUUGUUACCGGUGCUCAUUCAAGUGAAGGGUUGGAGACUACGAGAGAAACUGAGCUGAGCACGAGCCAAGCCACUACCACUUCACCUCGGAGUAGCCUGCGCCCAACAGGUGAAGCAUCUACCCAGACCACUCUGGCAGACACGGGAACAAUGUUUUCUACUGCCACCGACCGUCAAUCAGCGGAAGACUCCACGGCCACCAUGGCUAGUGAACUAAGAACCACCACGGAAACUCCCACUGUUCCUUCCAGCACUCAGAGUCCAAGCAGUGAAUCCAUUCCCCACACAACCUCAGGGACCACAAGGGCGUCUUCAGUUGUUACCGGUGCUCAUUCAAGUGAAGGGUUGGAGACUACGAGAGAAACUGAGCUGAGCACGAGCCAAGGCACUCCCACUUCACCUCGGAGUAGCCUGCGCCCAACAGGUGAAUCAUCUUCCCAGACCACUCUGGCAGACACAAGAAUGAUGUCUUCAACUGCAACCGACCGUCAAUCAGCGGAAGAGUCCACGGCCACCAUGGCUAGUGAACUAAGAACCACCACGGAAACUCCCACUGUUCCUUCCAGCACUCAGAGUCCAAGCAGUGAAUCCAUUCCCCACACAACCUCAGGGACCACAAGGGCGUCUACAGUUGUUACCGGUGCUCAUUCUAGUGAAGGGUUGGAGACUACGAGAGAAACUGAGCUGAGCACGAGCCAAGGCACUCCCACUUCACCUCGGAGUAGCCUGCGCCCAACAGGUGAAUCAUCUUCCCAGACCACUCUGGCAGACACGGGAAUGAUGUCUUCAACUGCAACCGACCGUCAAUCAGCGGAAGAGUCCACGGCCACCAUGGCUAGUGAACUAAGAACCACCACGGAAACUCCCACUGUUCCUUCCAGCACUCAGAGUCCAAGCAGUGAAUCCAUUCCCCACACAACCUCAGGGACCACAAGGGCGUCUACAGUUGUUACCGGUGCUCAUUCAAGUGAAGGGUUGGAGACUACGAGAGAAACUGAGCUGAGCACGAGCCAAGGCACUCCCACUUCACCCCGGAGUAGCCUGCGCCCAACAGGCCUAUCGUCUUCCACGAUCACUGUUGAAGAAGUUGUUCGCCCUCAUACAAUUGGCCAUCAGGGAGGCAGGCACGAAAACACCCCAGGACCCUUUCGCUCUUCAUCGGUUACCCCGUUCUCGGUUGGUACCCCAAGACCCAUCAGUACAACCG
Molecule: messenger RNA, 1521 nt
Organism: Sphaerodactylus townsendi
Lineage: Eukaryota; Metazoa; Chordata; Lepidosauria; Squamata; Sphaerodactylidae
Product: cell wall protein DAN4-like
Exons: 2
Source: RefSeq, a predicted model, not a curated record